Messenger RNA from Hyla sarda, 1917 nucleotides. It is a transcript of the gene C1GALT1, whose product is annotated as core 1 synthase, glycoprotein-N-acetylgalactosamine 3-beta-galactosyltransferase 1. Lineage: Eukaryota; Metazoa; Chordata; Amphibia; Anura; Hylidae. The record is from RefSeq and is a predicted model, not a curated record. Gene Ontology annotation, molecular function: N-acetylgalactosaminide beta-1,3-galactosyltransferase activity. The transcript is spliced from 3 exons. Bases 200 to 1285 code for a protein of 361 amino acids. Gene Ontology annotation, cellular component: membrane.
CGUCAGGCGCAAGGAAGUGGCCAGCUGAUGCCUGAGAGCGUGUUAACCGCUUCCUCGCCGGGGGACGGUGUCAUCUGAUGGCUCCGGUGGGCGGGGCCUGGGCGGCGGCGGAGACUCUCAGCAGUUCCCGGGUGAGCUGUGCGGGCAGUCAGCCGCCAGAGCGCGAUGUGACGGGGCCCGCCGCCGGGUGACACAGGACAUGGCUCCCAUCAAGUCGGUGCUGAGCCUGGCGACCUUCCUGUUCGGCCUGGCCAUCGGCUUCAUCUUCUGCUACGUGAUCGUCAGCAUCGCCCUGCACGAGAAGGAUGAGCACCCGGCCGACAUGCUGCACAACGACCCGCACGGGAGGCACAUGGAGCAGCAUGAGCACCAGCAGCUGCCCGGGCACAUCAUGGACUUCAAUGCUGAUGCCCAGCAGCACCACGAUGAGGACGUCCAUGUUUCUGAAGACCUCCACAAAAAGGUGAGAAUCCUGUGCUGGGUCAUGACUGGCCCACAAAACCUGGACAAGAAGACGAAACACGUGAAGGCCACGUGGGCGCAGCGGUGCAAUAAGGUCUUGUAUAUGAGUUCGGAAGAAAAUAAAGACUUCCCCACCGUGGGGCUGGAUACCAAGGAGGGCAGGGACCAGCUUUACUGGAAAACCAUUAAGGCCUUCCAGUACGUACAUGACCAUCACCUGGGAGACGCCGACUGGUUUAUGAAGGCGGACGACGACACGUAUGUUGUGGUUGACAACCUGCGGUGGCUUUUGUCCAAGUAUAGCCCGGAAGAGCCCAUUUAUUUUGGCCGGAGGUUCAAGCCUUAUGUCAAACAGGGUUACAUGAGUGGAGGGGCUGGCUAUGUUCUCAGCAAGGAAGCUUUAGUAAGGUUUGUGAAUGCCUUCAAGGAGGAGAAAUGUACCCAUAGCUCAUCUGUGGAGGACCUGGCGCUCGGGAAGUGCAUGGAGAAUAUUAAUGUCAAGGCUGGAGACUCAAGAGACACCAGCGGGAAGGAGACCUUCCACCCGUUUGUCCCCGAACAUCAUCUUAUCCAGGGAUAUUUGCCAAAGACCUUCUGGUAUUGGAAUUACAACUACUAUCCUGCCAUAGAGGGUCCCGGCUGCUGCUCUGACUUGGCUGUUUCCUUUCACUAUGUGGACUCCACAACAAUGUACCAGUUGGAGUAUCUGGUGCAUCACCUCCGUCCUUACGGGUACAUGUUCCGAUACAAUCCGGACUCCCAAAAUAAUCUGGAGCAUAACAACGUGAAGGACAAAGUGGAAAAAGAUGUAAAAGCAGAAUAAUGCACACAAAAAAAAAAGGGAUCAAAAAAGAAAAUUGUGAACCUUUUUGUUUGACCUUUCGGCGUUCAGAAUCGUGCAAUGCUUUGUGUUUUUUGUUUUUUUCUUUAAAAAAAAUCGCAUGAAUUUCUGUGAGCCUUUUUACUGACAAUCAUGCAACUUUUUUUUUUUUUUUGUAUACAAAGGUGUAAUCUUCUAGAAGACAUUGGGACUGUGUCCUCUAACGGGACACUGGUAAAGUAAAGCGUUGAACACUCUCGGAGAGGAUAUUUAUUUUAUAAAGGAAUUAUACAUUCCACUUGUAUUUUAAAGAAAUGUAUUUUUUUGGGAUGAUGCAGCUUACAUGGUGAUUAGAAGAUCGCAUCCUGCACGGCGGAGUCCUAGGAUGAAGCAGGUGGAGGCCGUAUGAGACAGCGCAAGUCUAUUGGGUCUUCCUACACUUCACUUCUACUUUUAAAGGGUUUACCCAGCCCUGUCUCUCUCUCUUCUGACUGUGGAGGGACACUGCAGCCACCCAGCAAGUGUCCUAAUCUAAUUUCUAGGACACAUGAACAGUACUUUUUGGGAAUGAAUCUUGCCAUGCCCUAGAUAAGAUUGGAAUUGCAGAGAAGAACUUAAAGGGGUACUCCGGCACU